This is a messenger RNA of Gadus macrocephalus (Pacific cod), 3252 nucleotides long. Its product is annotated as cyclic nucleotide-gated cation channel beta-1-like. Bases 528 to 2732 code for a protein of 734 amino acids. The transcript has 21 exons. NCBI's taxonomy places the organism in Eukaryota, Metazoa, Chordata, Actinopteri, Gadiformes, Gadidae. The record is from RefSeq and is a predicted model, not a curated record.
UUUAUCUAUCCAGCACACAUCUAGGUGGACACGCCCACUUGUGAUGUCAGAAGUGGCAGAUUUUCCAAACGGCUUGUUAUGGCUAAUCACACUCACGUCAGUUGGUAUAAUAUGGGACCUUUAGAGGCUUCUUUGUCCCUUGAGGCGGCGUUGUCUAAGGUGGGUCUGUGUUGGCCUUUAAGACAGUUGUACCUAGAGUCUGUCUUUGUGAACAGAUGAGCUGACCCGGGCCCUCGCUAGCCAAUGAGAGACAAGCACUGAGGAUGAAGGGGUAAGGAGGAUAGAAGAGGCCAACCAGAGUGUGAGACAAGGCACAUUCAUCUGUACCGCACCCUUCAAACACUUAGGCCAGUCAGAGGGCUUUACAUCAGCAGGAAACACAUUUCAAAUACGUUUCAAGGACAGUCACUCUCAAUAAAAGACAAUCAUUUCCAGUAGUAAUAAAGCGCAUGUUGAAGCAGCAGUUAGCCUCAGACAAGGCUAACUGGCCACUACUUCCUUUGUGCUAAUCUGCUGCUAACUGGGGCAUGCUUGUCCCUGGUCCUCCAGGUGAAGACCAGAUAAUCCCAUUAACCGAUAUAGUAUCACACCAAGGCCACCAGAACCCGCUGGAACUACGUCGUGUCAGGACUGGAUAUGUACGCUCCGGACCGCCAGAAUAUCCUCUAAACACACAGACAGACAGGAUGUUCAACUGGGUGGUAAGAGUGGUGCCCAAGCCCCCUGAUGCCCAAGAGACCCAGGCAGAAGAAGCCCCCAAGACCCCCGCCCCACAACCCAAAGUUAGGGAAGUUAAGAGCCCACCAAUCAAGCCUCAACUAACAGAAGACCAGCUUUCUGAGGACAGUCAGGGUCAGAGCGGGGUCCUGGGCUGGCUGUCCAACGGCUUCUCCAGUGCUCUCCCCAAACCCAGCGGAACCCCCGGACUCAGGAGGGCCAACUCUGACGCCCGGCCUGGGGAUGAAGGAGAAAGGGCAGGUGUUAUGAGCUGGGUAACCCAGGGCCUCACUAACAUCCUCCCCCAGCCUGAUGAGAAAUACAGAGAGGCCCCCCUGAACCCCAACGAGGAGCAGACAGAGGUCCAUCCAUUACAGGAAAUGCCAGAUUACGACCCCUUGCCAGACAUCCCUGUGGUUGACGUGGUGUCAGACGACGAGAUGUCUGAGUCGGAGAAUCGGACCCCCCAGUUCGCCCCAAAAGUGGUGCAGUGGAUCAAACAGGCCAUCCCGCAGCCGGUCAUCCUACCCCCUGGCGCUGUGGCCAUAGAACCCAGGUCACCCAGGUCCGCCUGCUCCAACCGUUCUUCUCUGGACAAAGUUCUGUCUCCACCCCCUGAAUCCCUGAGUGGCAUCUCCCUGGACACAGACGGCAAGCCAGGGGGGAUGAUGGGUUGGUUCAUGUCAGGGUUUGCUCUCCGGUUGCCUCAACCCUCCAUUAGGAACAAGGAAGACAUCGCUGCUGCGACGGAGGCGCUGCAGAAAGCACCACCCAAACCCAGACCAGAGAUGGUUCUGGAGGACGUCGACUCGGACCACGAGGAACAGGUCCGAGGGGGGAACCCGCCGUCCCCGGACGGGACGCCGGAGACCCGACCGGCGGGGGGACAGGACGCCCAGACCGGACCGGUGGAACCCGGCCACAGUGACGCGGACGGAACGGGGACCGGCCAGGAGGACGCCGAGACCCAGACGGGCCGCUGGACCCCCUUCAUCAACAGCAUCAAGAGGGAGGCCGAGGACGUUGCCUUGGCAACCAUGGAGGAGCGGUUGCUGCAGGAGCGCGUGCUGAUGACCAGGAUGGCGGAGGACGUGGCGCGGCAGGCGGCUGAGAUGGCCGUCCGACAGAUGGCCUCCGAGGGGGGGUCCAUCAAACUGUCCCUGGGGAGCCAGGACCUGCUGGGGGAGCCUGAGCCCGAGUUGCAGGCGCUCGAAGGGGAGGAGGAAGAGGUGGAACAGAGUCUGCAUAAAACCCCAGAACCGCAGGAGUGUGACGGCGAGCAGGACCAAGAGGAGCCUGAAAUCCCAGAGGAGCUUGAAGACCCAGAGGAACCAGAGCCUGUGGGGUCGAAGCCUGUGGGACCCGAACCCGUGGAAACAGAGGAGGCUGCUGCUGAAGAAUCAGCGCCGGAGUCAGAAGAAGAGUCAGAGUCAGAGGAGGAGGAUUCACCCCAGCAGGACUCCUCUGGAACACAGGGUACCUCUGGACCAGAACCUGUUACAGAACAACCAACGACAGGAAAGGAAGGCGCUGACACCACUGCAGCCAAAGAUGAGGAAGCUGCUGGAGAGGGCAGCUGUGCGCCCGUCAGCUGUGAGGUCCUGAAGACCUAUCUGAUGAGCGUCCCGUACGUGUCCGACUGCCUGGGCAACCUCGGCGCCUUCCUCAAAGAGAACGGCGUCUCCCCCUCCAAGGUGGGCUCCGCGCCCGCCCAGCUGCUGUCCGACGUCACCAAGCGCCUGCCCUCCCUGCCCCCCGAGCUGCGCCAGGAGCUCUCCAGGAUCCGCCUCACCCGGGUGCCCCGCAACGUCAUCGAGACCCUCACGGAGCUCGUCCCCGCCGGCGGCCUGGCGCGCUACCUCGGCCUGACGGCGGCGUCGUUGCCGUCCGCGUCGGCGCUGUCCCAGAGCCUCGCCUCCGUCCCCCAGAAGGUGGCGGCCAUCCCCGCGCGGGCGCAGCAGUGCUACAACAACGUCCAGAGUCGCCUCAACAGCCUCAUGCCACAAGAUGCCUAAGAAACCGAACCAUCAGCAGCAGCAGAAGAACCCCCUCCUUAGCGAUAGCGAGCAGGACCUAGAGCUCAACCGGCUAGUGAGACCGACCCCCCUGCCCCCGCCCCUGCGCUCCCGCUCCCGCUCCCCCUCCCCGUCCCCCGUCUCCCCCGGCGGGAGCGCCCUGGACCUGCCCAACGUGCCUUCCUACCCCCGCCUGCCCCCCAUAGCGAGCCCCCCGUGCCAGCAGACCGGACCCCUCCCCCGCCAGCUGUCCGGCGUCUCGAACCCGGCCUUCUGCAUCGACGACGAGCGCGACGCCCCGGCCAGACACCCAGGGAGCUCCAGACUAAGCCUCCGUCCAGAGGUCAACGUCGAGGAUGUGGACUCGGACCAGGAGAGAGGAGCAGGGUGGGGGGGAGGAGGGCGUGGCCCCCGGAGCCCUCCCCAGAUAGUCCUAACCCCCCAGGACUCCAAGCUGAAGACCCUCGCGGUCCCCGUCACCCCUAAAGGAGGCCGCCAGAGGUGAGAGAGGGGGGGAGAC